AUGGUCAACGCCUUCGACUCGACAAUAUGGCCGCCAACGCCUAUCUUGCCAGAGGUCAAAGCUCUAUUGGCCCGUUUCUUUGACUUGAUCGACGCCCAAGAUCCAGAAGGCUCAGGAAAGGGGUUGGCGGAGGAGGUCUUCACAGAAGAUGGGACACUCAUAACCGGCAACGGAACCUUCACAGGAAAAUCGGAAAUUGCUCGAAGCCGAUCCGAUGCGUGGAAGACAACGGUCUCUCGCAAACACAACUUCGACAAAGUCUUUGCGGCUGGCAGCACAGCAGACGACCUGGUCUUUUUCGGUACAGUGGAGUCAGAAACUAAUGCCGGCCAACACUUCAAGGGCGAUUUCGCGGCCAGAGGACUUAUUAAGCAUGACACUUUAGGUAAACCGAGGAUCAGCUAUUGGCAACCUUACAAGGGACAUAUUUACCAUGCUUGA
Exophiala aquamarina CBS 119918 is the source of this 441-nucleotide messenger RNA. RefSeq lists its product as uncharacterized. The transcript has 2 exons. The record is from RefSeq and is a predicted model, not a curated record. NCBI's taxonomy places the organism in Eukaryota, Fungi, Ascomycota, Eurotiomycetes, Chaetothyriales, Herpotrichiellaceae. The coding region runs from base 1 to 441 and encodes 146 amino acids.